AUGUUUAGCCCACAAAAUGAUAAGCAAGUGUAUUACGAAUACGCGGCAGAGUUCAAACCAUUCAUCGGCGAGCUGAAACAACUCAGCGGUGGAGAGGUUAUUGUUUACGGGACCAAAGCGGCUUGUGACACGACAACAUUCAAAUUCAGCUAUACUUCUGUGCCCUUUUAUCCAAAGAUUCCUUUUCAAGCACAAUGCAUUCGGUUAGAAUGGCAACCUUCGACUCCUCUUCAAGAUGACUCUGGCUUUCUCAUUUAUAUUUGGGAUCAAACUCUAACAAACGUUACCACAUCGGCUUUGACUACAACAACCUUAACGGAAAUCACAACAGACUCAACGAUGACUUCUUCUGAACAAAACGGAGCGGGAACUCUUCGUACCAUUACAAUGACACCAGUGAAUUGCACGUUUUGCAAAUGGAUUAUCGAUUACACUCAAGCUAACUGUAUCGACUCUGGAUCUAGUGCGGAACCUGGCAACUGUUUUGAUCCGAUUCCUUUUUUGAUUAAUGGAGAAGAGCCUGGUCUACCAAAUAUCUUUGAAUUAAAGCCUCGUACCGAAUCAGACUCAUUCUACAUGGUCACCACUAAGCUGAAUAUGACUCACAAAAUUGUACUAUCUUCUAAAGCAAAUGUGGUGUCUUAUGACUUUGCCGUUUCAUUGAGAAUCGAAGAAUGGCAAAAUGCUCACUAUGGAUUAGAUGAUUGGGCCAUGUGGACGCCUUCAUUUUAUCCAUGGAAGCAUGAUCAAAUUGAUUAUGUUAUUCAAAAUUUCGAUUGGAGGAGUUCGUUUGAAAAAACUGUACCAAGCUGGAGUUCACAAAAUGCGACGAUUGAAAUCGUGAUGAUCGAGACGGGAUCUGUACGAGUGUUGGGUUUGGAAGGAAAAGAUUGUAACGGUUUGGUCUACAGGAAAAGUUUUAUCAAGCCAGUCAAGUUCUCGCUGAAGACUGCUUGCGUUGAACUCGUCUGGCGGCCCGAACUGAAUGGGCAACCGGUUGAAAAUGUGGGACUAGCAAUGUUUUUCACACUUGGAGCAAUUAUCCUUUUCACCCAGUCAAUUAUUGCCGUUGACAUUUCGUUGACUUCAAAAAGUCCAUCCUAUGCCGUACACGGUCGUCGAUUACUGGAGUUUAAGAAGAUAACAAUUUCGAUUGACGAUAAUAAUGUUGCAAAUCGGGAAAUCCUCAUUGAUUACACUCAAGAAAAUCAUAAGAUUUCUAUUGAUGUCUAUAAAACUUGCUUGGACGAGUUUCCAUUUACUGUUAAUGGAGAAAUAUUGGAUUCAAAAAAUGGAGAAGUUAUGCCGUACAACGAAGACAUGCAAGAACUUCUCUAUUCUACCACAUUCACCUAUAAAACUAGCAAUUCAAUGUCACUUCUUGUCAAUUACACCGCUGAUGUUUACCCUUUAGAUUUUGGUCUUUCAUUUCGAGUAAAGAAUUGGGUUAACGCAACAAAAAAGAUCUGGGUUCUACCGGCAGUUAACGAGACGAAACGACAAAAUUUCGUCUUAGUGAAAUUGGAUGUCAUUGUGACAGCCGUCAUUUAUCCCCCUUACAAUUUACCUACGUUGGAACUGAAUUUGGUGCUACAGCCCAACGACAAAGAAAUGGAUGAAAAAAGCCCAUGUCAGCAUUUUAAAGUUGACGUUACUUGCCCGAAAGGGUCAUUGUAUUCGGUUUUCUUUGGCUCAGAUCCUGGUUUAAAUCCGGAUCCAAGAUAUCACAUUGGUGAUUACAAAAGCAAUAUUUCGAUUGUGACCAAAACGACGGCGACCAGCGUUCAGGCGGCAAGCAGUUGCUUGUUUUGUUUGACUUAUCAGGCUAAUAAAGGCGUUGCUUCAGCGGGCGAUGUUCAAUUUUUGGACAAUUUUGCUCUUUUCUCGUCUCCUUUCUAUCCUUGGAUACACGAUGAACCAUAUCAAAGUGGAAAUCACUCAUAUGACUAUGGGAUGACUACUUUCAAAGAAAUUGGAGAGUAUUGGGCAAAGACUGAGCCACCCCAUGGCUUUGUCUUCUCGAUUCAAGAGAAUGAUGAGGAAGCUGAUUGUUCAACCACAAUCCCUCUCGAACUUUUUCAAGUCGAUCGAAAUGUGAAGGAAUGGGAAGAGUGUGAAGAAUGGCCAUCGAAGAUUGACAAGACAACUUUAUUCACUUGCCAUCUCGUUGUCGAUGAGCUUGCGUUCUUUGCUGAAUUCAAUCAUCCAAAAACCUGGGCGUAUUCCGCAAUAGUGCGAAGAAAUGCUGAUUUAAACAUCUAUGUGUUUCCAACUUACAACAAUUUGGGAAGCCGUCCUUAUUAUGAAUCGACACUGGGAUAUGAAGUCAAAUCACGAGCCACACCAACGCCAUACAGCGAAAAUUUGAGAAUUUUCUACUCUUCAACAUUCAAGCUUGCGAAUCUGAGCCAACUAGUGAUCAAACCAACCUCAAACAUGAAUAAAUGGGCUGUCUCGUUUCGUGUUCGACAAUGGGUUACAGAAACGAUGGAGGUGCUUGUGUUGCCCGCUUCCGACUUUGAAGUUGAGCAUUUUUUUGUGCUCGUCGACAAAAACGUCCUCGCAACAAUUGUGGUUAACGAGACAAAUAUUGCAAAUGAUGGGCCAACCCUCGAGAUAAAAGCAUUCAAUUUGGUUGAUGUCGGUUUGGUGGCUUUUUCAUGUCAAUACACUUUGCCAGAAAAUGUUUGUUCAAAAGAAGUCACUUAUUCGUACUAUUUUGGAACUGACCCAGGACUUGCGAAAAACGAAAGAUAUCAUAUUAUGGAAGCUACG
Mesorhabditis belari is the source of this 2775-nucleotide messenger RNA. NCBI's taxonomy places the organism in Eukaryota, Metazoa, Nematoda, Chromadorea, Rhabditida, Rhabditidae. The record is from the annotation of a GenBank genome assembly.